Molecule: messenger RNA, 1020 nt
Organism: Alternaria postmessia
Lineage: Eukaryota; Fungi; Ascomycota; Dothideomycetes; Pleosporales; Pleosporaceae
Exons: 2
Coding region: 1-1020 (339 amino acids)
Source: RefSeq, a predicted model, not a curated record
AUGGCACCCACGGCAGUCAUCGAGCGCCAAGCGCCAGAUGUCGUCCCCAAUGCGACGACACGCGCGCCCGUACGAUCGCGUCUCCCCACGGCGCUGCGCGUGCCCAUCCUCAUCAGCCUGAACAUGGGCAUCAACAUGCUGCUCUGGGAGUUUACCGCCAAUUUCCUCAAGCCCGAGCUGGGCACCGUCAGCAAAGUGCCCAACGAGGACGAUGUCACGUCUUUCUACUCGCCCGUCGCGCGCAUUGCCAUGCGCUUCCUGACGGUUUGGAUGACGUGGUACUUCAACUACGACUUCUACGAUGUCUCGGCCCUCACCGUCUUUACCUACGCGCCCUUUACUUACCUCCUUACCACCUUCUACGACAUCUCGGCCUUGACCGCCGCGGCCAACAUUUCCAUUGAGGUCCUCUCCUUCGCCGUACCCACGUACCUCCUCCGCCCACGCUCCAUCGUCCACAGGAGCAACGAGCCCCUGCGCAACCGCUUCCUCCUCAACAGCGUGCAAGUCCAAGUCUCUUCCUCGAUGCUCGCAGCAGGCGUCUACGUUACCAUUCUCUGGGCUGGCCUGAAGAGCGGUCUCCUGAACACUUUCCUCGUCCAGUACUUCGACAUCCCCACCCUGGAAGCCGCACAUCUCGAGACUCCCGUGUCCAUCCUCAUCAAGACUGUCGUUGUCGGCAUUGCCGCCAAGGCCUUCUUGCUCAACCCUUCAUUCGCAGCCCAGCGCUCCGGUACCCAGACACCGGCUGACGAGUUCGAUCCCGCAACCGCGACCCUGCCCAAGACGCUUGAACACAACUUCUUCAACUUCAGCAAGAGGACUAGGACACUGAUUCAGCAGACGCUUAUUCUGAACGCAUUCUUGUUCGCCGGUACUGUCCAACGGUGUAUGACGCUCAUUGGUACCGACGUUGUUGGUGCGGUAGGAUAUGCGGGUGUGUGGGUUGCGGCGAAUACAGUGGUCGCGUUGUGGUAUGGUUGGGUUGGAGAUACCAGUGCCGACUACGAGCCGUUGUAA